AAAAAUUAAAAAAAAAAUGCAGGAUGUGGAAGAGCUUAUUGGGUUAGCACCGGAGAAAGUUCUACUGAAAUGGAUGAAUUUUCAUCUGAAGAAAGCCGGAUAUAAGAGGGUGGUCACCAAUUUUUCAUCAGAUUUAAAGGACGGAGAAGCAUAUGCACACCUGCUGAAUGCACUAGCCCCAGAAUUCAGCACAAGAUCGACACUUGAUGCAACAGAUCCAACUGAAAGAGCAAAGUUGGUUAUUGAGCAAGCUGAGAAGCUUGAUUGCAAGAGAUAUGUUACUCCCAUUGAUAUUGUUGAAGGCUCCACUAACUUGAAUCUUGCUUUUGUUGCUCAAAUCUUUCAGAAGAGAAAUGGACUAUCUGUGGACAACGAAAAGAUAUCGUUCGCAGAGUUAAUGACAGAUGAUGCUGAAACUUCACGUGAAGAGAGAUGCUUCCGCCUCUGGAUUAACAGCUUAGGAAUCGACUCUUACAUCAACAAUGUCUUUGAGGAUAUCAGGACAGGAUGGGUACUCUUGGAAAUUCUUGAUAAGAUAUCUCCAGGUUCAGUAAAUUGGAAACUGGCUACAAAACCUCCGAUAAAGAUGCCUUUCAGGAAAGUCGAAAACUGCAACCAAGUUGUGAGCAUUGGCAAAGAACUCAACUUCUCCCUUGUCAAUGUUGCUGGUAAUGAUAUUGUGCAGGGAAACAAGAAGCUCAUUUUAGCCUUUUUAUGGCAGUUAAUGAGAUUUACAAUGCUCCAACUGCUCAAGAACUUGAGGUCUCAUUCACAAGGAAAGGAGAUAACUGAUUCUGUCAUACUAAAUUGGGCAAACAACAAAGUCAAGAAAUCUGGCAGAACUUCCCAAAUGGAAAGCUUCAAAGAUAGAAGCCUUUCAAAUGGGACUUUCUUUCUUGAACUACUAAGUGCCGUAGAGCCGAGGGUUGUUAACUGGGGACUCGUCACAAAGGGCGAAAACGAUGAGGAUAAGAAGUUGAAUGCAACAUAUAUAAUCAGUGUUGCCCGAAAGCUUGGAUGCACCAUAUUUCUAUUGCCUGAGGAUAUCAUGGAGGUGAACCAGAAAAUGAUACUGACAUUGACAGCAAGCAUAAUGUUCUGGAGCCUGCAAAGAAAGGGUGCAGAUUCUGAGCCAUCAUCCCCUACCGAACCUGAAGCUGCGGAUAAUGACUCUGUUACUCCAACCGUUGAUAUUUCUAAUUUGUCGAUUGAGGAUCAAGACACCAAUAAUGAUUCUCCAGCACCAGAUGAAAAAGAUUAGUACAA
Erythranthe guttata (spotted monkey flower) is the source of this 1266-nucleotide messenger RNA. RefSeq names its product fimbrin-5. Gene Ontology annotation, molecular function: actin filament binding. Gene Ontology annotation, biological process: actin filament bundle assembly; actin filament network formation. Gene Ontology annotation, cellular component: actin filament bundle; cytoplasm; actin filament. The record is from RefSeq and is a predicted model, not a curated record. Lineage: Eukaryota; Viridiplantae; Streptophyta; Magnoliopsida; Lamiales; Phrymaceae.